Gasterosteus aculeatus aculeatus (three-spined stickleback) is the source of this 3924-nucleotide messenger RNA. RefSeq names its product C-terminal-binding protein 1. Gene Ontology annotation, cellular component: nucleus. Gene Ontology annotation, biological process: regulation of transcription by RNA polymerase II. The record is from RefSeq and is a predicted model, not a curated record. Gene Ontology annotation, molecular function: transcription coactivator activity; transcription coregulator binding; oxidoreductase activity, acting on the CH-OH group of donors, NAD or NADP as acceptor. NCBI's taxonomy places the organism in Eukaryota, Metazoa, Chordata, Actinopteri, Perciformes, Gasterosteidae.
CACCACCGAUGGACGCCACGCUGCCAUCCACGCGCCACAUUCAUCACGGCAACAGCACGCAAUUAAUCACCACACCGGGAAACAAACGUGUCAACGCGUGGCUCCUCGCGGCCCGUCGGCGGGCGGGCGGCGGUGUCGCAGUGGGACGGAAUCCACUCGCUGGCCAUUUUGAAGCGCGACGUGACGACACUGCGCUAACUCGCGGGACAGUUUCGCCGGUGACGUUUGAGAAGCCCGUCCACCGAAUUGUGACGCCGAUCGGUCAGCGCCAUGCGAGCCGCUGAAACCGGCUCAGCGAAGCCACAUCACGACAGAAACACGUCGACGGAGCGGUUUUUUUUUUUUUUUUAAUCAAACCGCACACUUUGCGAACAGCUCCGAGGCCUUCGACCGACUUGACAUCCAUAAGACGUAACUACCAGUGAGAGACGACACCCCCCACCAGCCGCUGGGGACAUAUUGCUAUUGGCUGCGGUCCAGAGCUGCUGCGUGCUGAUUGGCUGGCACGCGCUCUAAUGGCUUACAAUUGGCCCACUAUCUACCGCAUGCCCCGCCCCCUCCCAGUUUAGGAACAAAGUGGAACAGUGGACACAGAGAGGAAGGUGAAGCAAGGCAUCAGGCCCCCCAUUAUGAACGGGCCCAUGCACCCGCGGCCCCUGGUGGCGCUGCUGGACGGACGCGACUGCACGGUGGAGAUGCCCGUCCUGAAAGACGUGGCAACCGUGGCCUUCUGUGACGCCCAGUCCACCCAGGAGAUCCACGAGAAGGUGCUGAACGAAGCUGUGGGCGCGCUGAUGUACCACACCAUCACCCUGAUGAGGGAAGACCUGGAGAAGUUCAAAGGGCUGCGCAUCAUCGUCCGCAUCGGCAGCGGCUACGACAACAUCGACAUCAAAUCUGCCGGGGAACUGGGCAUCGCUGUGUGCAACAUGCCGGCCGCCUCGGUGGAGGAGACGGCCGACUCCACGCUGUGCCACAUCCUCACCUUGUACCGACGCACCACCUGGCUGCACCAGGCGCUGCGCGAGGGCACGCGGGUUCAGAGCGUGGAGCAGAUCCGGGAGGUGGCGUCAGGAGCCGCGAGGAUCCGAGGAGAGACGCUGGGACUGAUCGGGCUCGGUCGAGUGGGACAGGCCGUGGCGCUGAGGGCCAAAGCCUUCGGCUUCAACGUCAUCUUCUACGACCCGUAUUUGGCCGACGGUGUAGAAAGAUCUCUGGGACUACAAAGGGUCACCACACUACAGGACCUGCUCUUCCACUCCGACUGCGUGUCUCUCCACUGCAGCCUCAACGAACACAACCACCACCUGAUCAACGACUUCACCAUCAAACAGAUGCGCCAGGGGGCGUUCCUGGUGAACACGGCCAGGGGGGGUCUGGUGGAUGAGAAGGCCCUGGCUCAGGCCCUGAAGGAGGGGCGGAUACGCGGAGCUGCUCUGGAUGUUCACGAGACGGAGCCUUUCAGCUUCAGCCAGGGUCCCCUGAAGGACGCUCCCAACCUCAUCUGCACCCCCCACGCCGCCUGGUACAGCGAACAGGCAUCGCUGGAGAUGAGAGAGGAGGCGGCCAGGGAGAUCCGGAGGGCUAUCACAGGUCGCGUCCCGGACAGUCUGAAGAACUGUGUGAAUAAGGAGUUCCUCUCCCAGAACAACCACUGGGCGGGCGUCGACCCGGCUGGCGUUCACCCCGAGCUCAACGGGGCUUAUAGGUAUCCCCCCGGAGUGGUGAGCUUGUCAGCUGGCGGCCUCCCGCCACCCGUUGACGGCAUCGUGCCCAGCGCAGUUCCCAUCACACACACCCUCCCGCCCACCGCCACACACCCUCCUCAUGCCCCGUCCCCCGGACACAAUGCAGUCAAACCACCAGAGGGCGACAGAGAGCAGCACCCGAAUGACCAGCUGUAGCCUCACACACACACACACACGUGCUGCCCUGUGUUGUCUGGUGACUGGAGGAAGAGGUUGGCACGGCAACCAGGACCAUAGCGAUAAGCUCCCUAGCGACGAGUUGUUGUCAGACAGGUUCAGAUGGACGAGUCGGGGUCCCAGUAACAAUCGAUUCAAAACAGUCGGACAAGUUCCAAGAGGUCGGUUCAUUCUCCGAAGAAGAAGAAGAUGAUGAUGAAGACGAGGAUGAAGAGCAGGUGACCGCUGUCCUCAUCUCUAAAAGGAAGUUCUGAGAAAGACUACAGAGAUCCAAAAGAUGAUCUUCACACAACUACAGUAGUAGAGUUACUGCCCGAGGUUGGGAAAAACAAAUAACAUUAAGAUAAAUCUGUUGAUUUGGAAAGAUUCUGCUGUCUUAGACUGUAGUGAGUGCACACGCAAUGUGCACAUGUCUUUCUCUCGUCUCCUGCAUCCUUUCCUUAGUUUGACGUAGUAGGUUAUGAGAUGAACGUAACCGGUCUGUGUACAGUUUUUAGUGGAUACUGAUAUUUGUAUGCCAGUCUUAACAAAAACAAGGGUUGCGUGAUCUCUCUAUGUGGCCCAACUGGUUGGACGAUACAACAUCUGUUUCUUUUUGUUGUUUUAUGAGCCCGCAAAUGAACGAGCCCCGAACCCUUACACCCCCCCCCCCCCGACCCCUCCACCCCCAGAAGAAAAGAGGCAGCUUUUUGCACACCAUCUCAGGAAAUUCAGUUUCCGCAGUUGGUCUAUUUUAUUUUUCAAAUUUGUUUCGGGUGUACCUUUUUAUGCCACCAGUGCUUUUGUGUUUCUACCUGCUUUCCUUGUUGUGUCCUGCACAAUGUAUUAGAUACGAAGAACGUUAGCAUGAGCUAAAGUCCAUCUGAGGUUUGAUCUGUUUUAAAGGGGCAUGUGAUGUUGCUCGUGGGCCUUGUUUGUAAAUGUUUGACCCAAGUCGAAGGGGUUGUGGGAGGAAAGGCUGUCGGCAUCGACAUCGACUGAUGACGAACACAAACUGUUUACGAUCCUCUUACCUAAUCGAUCGGUCCUUCCCUCGUAUACCGCUUAGCCCCCCCCCGGCCUCUGUGUCUAUGUGUACAUAUGGUGUUCUGCCUGCCUGUGUCAAUGUGACUUGGUUGUAUCUGUGUCUGUAAGAGCAGCACUGGGCGAGGGGGUGAUGGCCAUCCAAACACACCCAACACAAACCACCGAAAAGGCUGCGUGGCCAACCGACCCAGAGGUCACACUCAUCGUUUAAACCGCACGUCAACAACCCUGGAGCCGCUGAUCCCAGAUCAGGUGUGGUGGCGGUGCUUUCCGGAGCCCCUUCUACCAGCGGCUGAGUAGUAGAAACAGCCCACUGUUGCCUACCUGGUCGUCCCCGCGGCGAGGAAGCACGAGUAGCGAUCAGGGACGGAAACUUCACGGCUCAUUGGCGAGUAAGUCUGGAAGGUUGUGCAGUAGAGAUACUGAGGUGAUAUUUAAAUGUCUCCGGCAGACAACAGCUACGAAGUGCUGGAAUAAUUCAAAACGUCUUCAUCUGUCCGAACCAGAUGCCAGUCUCGGGUGUCUUUGCUAAUACUUGCUAAGAAAACUGUAAGCAUUGCUCAUUCAAAUUGUAGAGUAUUAUGAGUAAAAACAACAGAGAAGCUCUUAGAGGGCCAGUGCCCCCCCCCCCCCCCAUCCAAAACACAAGUCUUACCGGUUAUCUGAGAGCUAUUUAUCAAUCUACGUUGUUUUAGAGCAACCUGAUUAGUUCUGCGGGUACGAGGUCUAUAUUUUAGGUGAAACGUCCCUUUAAAGUGUUGAGUGGUCUUUGAAGCUCCGUCCCUGAUGGUAACACGCUUCCCUGCAUUGGUCCCCUUCAUGGUGAAGUAGUAGGCGUAGCAAUAUACAUAUUCUAUAUUCUACAGUAAAUAUCAUUAUUUUUGGUCAAAACUGAGAACCCGACUAAGAUAUGUUUGUGACUGUGUGCAUUUGUAUGAAUUAUUUUAAAAGGAAAUAAACUGUGGAAAGGUGA